AUGUGGAUUCAUAGAAUAUUUGGUUUGUUUCUAUUGUGUACAAUUGGAUGCGCUGCCGAGAAUGUGGACAUUGAUUUGUCGGUGGAUCAUUCGGACUGGAAAGAUCCAACGGAUCCGUUUGCAUCCUAUCAAAAAGAGCAUCAAAACGUUGAAUUAUUGGCUGCUUGUGAGCAGAAAUUACAGCUGUGUCUGCGAAACAAUAAAGAUGAAACAUCCCUUAUGGCUCUAGGUCAACAUUCUCAGCAAAAAAGUGAUCCAGCGAUGAAAUUACUCAUUCGAAAUUUGAUAUCGCGAUUGAAUUUUGAUAUUGAUACGGUACCGCAUUUGUAUUCAUUUGUGAAUUAUGUGGAUCGAGUGGCUCAGAUUCAGUUCACCUCAGAAGAUUUGGCAACGAUUCGCCGUUAUUUGAAGUCGAGCAGUGAAUCGAUUUCGUUACGUGAACAAGUUAAGAUCAUACUCGAAAACUUCAUCGUUCAGCUGGAUCCCUAUAAAGAGCCAACAAUCGGAAUGCGUUUUGUGCUACUUGUCAUGCCCUAUUUACCGUUGCUGAAUUUUGUGAUAUUGAUACCGGCUCUAUUGAUUAUCUUGAAGAAUCGUUGUUCAACGAAUUCAUUUCUAUUCAUUUGCUUCACAACUGCAUUCAUGGUUUCGCUGUUCUUUGUGUACAAUCGAAAAUAUCAA
Anisakis simplex (herring worm) is the source of this 681-nucleotide messenger RNA. The record is from the annotation of a GenBank genome assembly. Lineage: Eukaryota; Metazoa; Nematoda; Chromadorea; Rhabditida; Anisakidae.